AUGUCCAUCCGCACGCACCACCAGCCCGAGCAGCAGCCCGAGCAGCAGCCCGAGGCGUGCACAACUUGCCAGCCGGCCCAGGGACUGUGCCAUGUCGGUCGAGCCACCGCCCCAACGCCUCACUCGCCGCGCCAAUGUCACCACCUGGAUCGGGCCCAAGGUUACAUGUGUAACCACAAAGUGAUGAUCACACACACACACUCUCUCUCUCUCUCCUCUCUUCUCUCUCUUUCUCUCUCUCUCUCUCUCUCUCUCUCUCUCUCUCUCUCUCUCUCUCUCUCUGCCCUGUCUCUCUCUCUCUCUCUCUGCCCUGUCUCUCUCUCUCUCUCUGCCCUGUCUCUCUCUCUGUCUCUCUCCAUGCCUCUCUCUCACCGUCUUUGGCUCUGUCGCCACUCCGAUGCCAACCACUGGCGUGCCCAUCAUCGAAGACCUCAAAGCUAG
This is a messenger RNA of Monosiga brevicollis MX1, 441 nucleotides long. RefSeq lists its product as uncharacterized. Lineage: Eukaryota; Choanoflagellata; Craspedida; Salpingoecidae. The transcript is spliced from 2 exons. The coding region runs from base 1 to 441 and encodes 146 amino acids. The record is from RefSeq and is a predicted model, not a curated record.